Syngnathus typhle (broad-nosed pipefish) is the source of this 1369-nucleotide messenger RNA. RefSeq names its product radial spoke head 3 (gene rsph3). The transcript is spliced from 8 exons. The record is from RefSeq and is a predicted model, not a curated record. NCBI's taxonomy places the organism in Eukaryota, Metazoa, Chordata, Actinopteri, Syngnathiformes, Syngnathidae. Gene Ontology annotation, cellular component: cilium. Bases 104 to 1111 code for a protein of 335 amino acids.
UAAGGUAGCUUGUUGCUGCUGCUGACGUCCUUGCAAUCGAGCAAGCAUUAUUGCAUAAAACGCAACAAGCAGAUUUAAUUUAACAGUUUUUUUGUUUGAAACAAUGUCUUUUGUUUCACAUUGCCAGAAAGACACAAAGGCAACGUACACUUUCUCGAGUCGGCCCAGGCCUGUGGAGAACCGCUCCAAAUACAGAGAAAAGCCGACAGAAAAGGCACACAGUACUUAUGGAAACAUCAUGUAUGAUCGCCGUGUCAUCAGGGGAAACACUUAUGCCCAACGUUUUCUAUCAACUAUGGUGCAGGAAGACCUCGCUGAAAUGCAAAGACACCAAGAAAUAAGGAGGAGGGCCACAGUUCAAACAAAGAAAACCAAGGAACAGCUGCGGUCUUCCACUCCGGAGGCCGUACAAGGCAGAACGCACAAUGUUGUGCAAACUGAACUUUAUCUGGAAGAGUUGAGCUACAACACUGAGGUUUCACACAUCGAGUGUCAAAUUGAUCCUCUCCUGGACAGACCAGCAACGCCGCUUUUUAUACCCGCCAAAUCGGGCAACGAUGUUGCAACACAAAUAGUAGAGGGGGAGUUGUUCGACUUUGAUAGAGAAGUGCAGCCCUUGCUGGAGGUGCUGGUGGGGAAGACCAUUGAGCAGUCUCUGCAGGAGGCGAUGGAGGAGGAGGAGCUGGCCUGUCUGAGGACCCAGCAUAGGGCCUUUGAGGAGCUCCGCAAUGCCGAGUUGGCUGAGCUGCAGCGCCUACAGGAGCGAGAGAGGCGCCACAGGGAGGAAAAGGAGCGCCGUAUUGCCCAACAGAGGGAAGCACUAAGGAUGGAAAAAGAGACUGUGGAAAAGAUUGCAGCACAAGCCUACACCCAGCAGUACUUGGUUGAGCUUGUCCCAACAGUUUUUAAGUCCCUCAGGAUCAAUGGCUACUUCUAUGACCGAGUGGAGAAAGAUAUUGAGAGAAACUUUUUCCCAUGGCUAAUGGCUGAGGUGAACAACAAAUUAGAAAAGAGAAAUACUGCAAGGCAAAUACUGGAUACAAUCAUCCAUGAUGUGGCCCUGAAAAAACUUCCUCUCUAUACACAAUUAGAAUCACGGCUAGAGACGUAGAGGCUUGUAUUCUUAAAAAAAUAAAAAUAAUAACGACCAUGUUUGUGAUUAACAUGUAACGUAAAGAGACGCUUUGUCUUAGACAUGCAGUGUUCUACCCCCUACUUGCAAAGUUUUAUCAUAUUUCUUUAUAUUUCAUAAUGAUCUCUUCUAAAAUUGCAACAUAAUGCAAUCAUGCAUAAAAAUAACUCAGUUGUAACACAUGAAAGUCGUGCUACCUACCUUUGUUGUGAACGUACCAAUAUGGAUUAAAACCUG